AGCAAUACUUGUAAGGUUAGAGCAAUGCUUGUAGAGCUAAGAACAAUGCUUGUAGAGCUAAGAGCAAUGCUUGUAGAGCUAAGAGCAAUACUUGUAGAGCUAAGAACAAUGCUUGUAGAGCUUAGAGCAAUGCUUGUAGAGCUUAGACUAAGAGCAAUGCUUGUAGAGCUAAGAGCAAUGCUUGUAGAUCUUAGAACAAUGCUUGUGGAGCUAAGAGCAAUACUUGUAGAGUUAAGAGCAAUACUUGUACAGCUAAGAGCAAUACUUGUAGAGCUAAGAGCAAUACUUGUAGAGCUAAGAGCAGUGGUUGUAGAGCUAAGAGCAAUGGUUGUAGAGCUAAGAGCAAUGGUUGUACAGCUAAGAGCAAUGGUUGUAGAGCUAAGAGCAAUGCUUGUAGAGCUAAGAGCAAUGGUUGUAGAGCUAAGAGCAAUGGUUGUAGAGCUAAGAGCAAUGGUUGUAGAGCUAAGACCAAUGGUUGUAGAGCUAAGAGCAAUAGUUGUAGAGUUAAGACCAAUGCUUGUAGAGUUAAGAGCAAUGGUUGUAGAGCUAAUAGCAAUGCUUGUAGAGUUAAGACCGAUGCUUGUGGAGCUAAGAGCAAUGCUUGUAGAGCUAGACCGAUGCUCAAUGUUUGUAGAGCUAAGAGCAAUGCUUGUAGAGCUAAGAGCAAUGCUUGUAGAGUUAAGGGCAAUGCUUGUAGAGCUAAGAGCAAUGCUUGUAGAGCUAAGAGCAAUACUUGUAGAGCUAAGACCGAUGCUUGUGGAGCUAAGAGCAAUGCUUGUAGAGUUAAGGGCAAUGCUUGUAGAAGCAAUGCUUGUAGAGCUUAGAGCAUCGCUUGUAGAGCUUAGAGCAAUGCUUGUAGAGCUAAGAGCAAUGCUUGUAGAGUUAAGAGCAAUACUUGUAGAGCUAAGAGCAAUACUUGUAGAGUUAAGAGCAAUGCUUGUAGAGUUAAGAGCAAUACUUGUAGAGCUAAGAGCAAUGCUUGUAGAGUUAAGGGCAAUGCUUGUAGAGCUAAGAGCAAUGCUUGUAGAGCUAAGAGCAAUGCUUGUAGAGCUAAGAGCAAUACUUGUAGAGCUAAGAGCAAUGCUUGUAGAGUUAAGAGCAAUACUUGUAGAGCUAAGAGCAAUGCUUGUAGAGCUAAGAGCAAUGCUUGUAGAGUUAAGAGCAAUGCUUGUAGAGCUAAGAAAAAUGUUUGUAGAGCUAAGAGCAAUGCUUGUAGAGCUAAGAGCAAUGCUUGUAGAGCUAAGAGCAAUGCUUGUAAACUUUAGUUUAUAG
Messenger RNA from Lottia gigantea (owl limpet), 1272 nucleotides. RefSeq lists its product as hypothetical. NCBI's taxonomy places the organism in Eukaryota, Metazoa, Mollusca, Gastropoda, Lottiidae. The annotation marks the transcript as partial. The record is from RefSeq and is a predicted model, not a curated record. The transcript has 4 exons.